UCCCUCCCUGGGGGGCCACAGCAGCAGCCGCCUCAGAGCCCGAAGGAGCAGCAUGGCGGGCCCGGCAGCUCCCCUUGCGCUCCCCGGACCCCUGGCCCUGCUGGGCGCCCCCCUCCUCCCCCCCCUCCUCCUCCUCCUCCUCCUCGCCCUCUCCUGCCCGUCCGACGUCGCCGCUGAAGAGGAAGCCAACUACGUGGAGCUGCUGAUCUUCCAGGAGAGCUUCCCGGAACCGGGCUCCAAGGCGGCGGCGGAGGCGGGCGAGUACCUGCAGGAGUUCGAGGGCGAGGCCAUCUUCCAGGUGGACUGGGCCCGGAGGACCGUCUCCUGGAACCUGCCCGACUUCACCCGCUUCGGAUCUUUCGAGGCGGCCCAGGGUCUGGGCGUCCUCUCCGUGGCCAAGAACAACCUGGAGGUCUACAUGAAGCUCAGCAACAGGACGCGCGCCCGGAACGCUGCGCCCUCGGCCAAGGUGUACACCAAAGACCCCGUGGAGCUGGGGGACCCCAACAUCCUCGUCUGCUUCGUGGACCAGUUCUCCCCUCCAGUGCUGAACGUGACCUGGCUGAAGAACGGGAAGGUGGUCUCGGAGGGGGUGAAGGAGACAGGCUUCCUCCCCAGCGCAGACAACGCCUUCUCCAAGUUCUCCUACCUGACUUUCGUUCCAGAAGACGGAGAUUUCUACACCUGCCGCGUGGAGCAUUGGGGGCUUGAAGGGCCCCUCACCACCAUCUGGGUGGGAAGGAGUGCUGGCACAUUUCUGGGCUCUUUCCUCAACCCACCUUCUCCCAUAGAGUCCAAGGGACCCCCUUCCCUCCCGGAGACAUCAGAGAACGUGCUUUGCGGCCUGGGCCUGGCCAUCGGCAUCCUGGGCAUCAUCGUGGGCACCAUCCUCUUCUUCAAGGCCAUGAGGAUGACUGAUCGUAACAUCAGCAGCAGACGGAGCGGUGGCCUGUGAGAAAGAGGGACCUCCUUUUCCUGCAACUGCCUCCACAACAACUUCACUAUUGCACCCAAGGCCUGCUUCCCUGCCGCCAUCAGCCACAAGAGCCCCCCAUUUGCUCUCUCCUGUCUCCCCCAUAGAACCCCACUGGAGACCCAAACCAAAGAGACUGGAUGCAACCAACUCAGAGCUCCACCAAGAUCCAUCCACCUGGCCACCAGCAACUGGUGUAUUCCAGCAUCAGCCACAGAAGUAUCUAUGUGAUGAUUGAGAUUGGUUGCUGCUCUUAUGUGCCUUGUUUUUGAAUUUGCUUUGCCUUUUGGUCAAGGUUUCCUCAGAGGAGCCUUGCCAUCUUCUGAGGCUGAGAGAGUGUGACUUGCCCAGGGUCACCUACUGCGCUCCCACGGCCAAGUGGGUCCAGAUCCUGGCCUCCAGAGCCCUCGUCCGGCACUCCAGGGCCCAUUACCAUCUCCUUUCAAGCCUUUCCCAGUUCUGCAUCUCCCUGAGGGAACUCUCUCCCCUAAUUCAACCAGAAGGAGAAGGAGGCACCCAGCUUAUUUCCUGAAGCUAGAAUUGCAGAGACCCUAAAAUCUCUAGAGACCUUGCCUUCUAUUACUCUUCCAGAUUGAUUUCACAAAAUCUUAACGUUGCCUAUCAAACAUGUCUUUUAAAAUCAAGAGCUUUAAUGGCAUACUUAUCAAUUGUAUACUGUUUUAAAUCUGUUAGAUUGCUUUUACUGUGCACAACCCUGAGACCUUUGAGUUAAAAAGGUGGUGAAUAAAUAAAUACAUAGCUGGA
This is a messenger RNA of Anolis carolinensis (green anole), 1738 nucleotides long. Its product is annotated as RLA class II histocompatibility antigen, DP alpha-1 chain. The transcript has 5 exons. Bases 53 to 955 code for a protein of 300 amino acids. Gene Ontology annotation, cellular component: MHC class II protein complex; membrane. The record is from RefSeq and is a predicted model, not a curated record. Gene Ontology annotation, biological process: antigen processing and presentation; immune response. Lineage: Eukaryota; Metazoa; Chordata; Lepidosauria; Squamata; Anolidae.